CGAAUCUUUCUCAUUCUCGAAGUCCUAUCCCGAUAUCCGUCACGCCAACCUUCAAUCCAGAUCGACAACGCUUCCUCGUCGACACAUACCGCAACCAUGGCGACCGAGUUGACCGUCCAGUCCGAGCGCGCUUACCAGAAGCAGCCUCACAUCUUCCAGAACUCGAAGACUCAGGCCAAGUCUAAGAAGGCUGGUCAGACCCGCCGCUGGUACAAGGAGGUUGGUCUGGGUUUCCGUACUCCCAAGACCGCCAUUGAGGGCACCUACAUCGACAAGAAGUGCCCCUUCACCGGUCUCGUCUCCAUCCGUGGCCGUAUCCUGACCGGCCGUGUUGUGUCCACCAAGAUGCACCGCACCAUUGUCAUCCGUCGUGAAUACCUCCACUACGUCCCCAAGUACAACCGUUACGAGAAGCGUCACAAGAACCUGGCUGCUCACGUCUCUCCCGCUUUCCGUGUCGAGGAGGGUGACUGGGUCACUGUCGGCCAGUGCCGUCCCUUGUCCAAGACUGUCCGCUUCAACGUUCUCCGCGUUCUGCCCCGCACCGGCAAGGCUGUCAAGUCUUUCAACAAGUUCUAA
Messenger RNA from Penicillium diatomitis, 579 nucleotides. Its product is annotated as 40S ribosomal uS17 domain-containing protein. The transcript is spliced from 3 exons. Gene Ontology annotation, molecular function: structural constituent of ribosome. Lineage: Eukaryota; Fungi; Ascomycota; Eurotiomycetes; Eurotiales; Aspergillaceae. Gene Ontology annotation, biological process: translation. The annotation marks the transcript as partial. The record is from RefSeq and is a predicted model, not a curated record. Gene Ontology annotation, cellular component: cytosolic small ribosomal subunit; ribosome.